AUGGAUCCCUCUAUUCCGACGUCAACAAUUGAUGAUUGGCUUGGCUCUGUUCCUCCGAUCCCAACCCGUACUGAUCCCGCCUUGUCCAUCUUUGCAACACAAGACUGGUACGACCUUAACUACAACGAGAUAAUUGCCAUUCUUUACAGAUUCCUGAUUACUGGGAAAGAGGGCGACAUGAACGGCGAAGUGGUUCUGGAGUGUGCCAAAGCCGCCGCGAGCAAAUGUCUUGGGUAUCGACGACAAUACAUCGGACGCGCAGUCAACUACACCUGGAGUACCCUACACGUUGUCUUCUCGGCUGGUCUAACGUACCUUCGUUGUCUUUGUGCCUCGGCUCAAUUACGUCAAGAGACCAGCAUCACUGAAAUGAGCACCAUCCUCACGAGCUGCACCAUGCUGCUAGUGGUAAUAGCUGAGCGGUGGAAGAAGGCUGCCCCUGACAGAGACAUUUUUGAGGCCUUUUGCAGCGGCACCACCUCGAUGAUGGCAAAUCGAGGCAGCCAACAGCCAUCAUUGCCGCCAUCUAUGGAGCCGAGCUCUACUGAAACGGAAAGAUUUGCGGAAUGGGUGGCUAACAUCUCAAGCUGGGGAAUGUCUGAGGCGGUGGAUGAUUUGUUAAAUGGAUUAAUGACGGAUGUCGAGCCUCAGGAAGAGGCGGAACGCCAUGCCUAG
This is a messenger RNA of Fusarium vanettenii 77-13-4, 675 nucleotides long. RefSeq lists its product as uncharacterized. The record is from RefSeq and is a predicted model, not a curated record. Lineage: Eukaryota; Fungi; Ascomycota; Sordariomycetes; Hypocreales; Nectriaceae. Gene Ontology annotation, biological process: positive regulation of transcription by RNA polymerase II. The transcript is spliced from 2 exons. Bases 1 to 675 code for a protein of 224 amino acids. Gene Ontology annotation, molecular function: sequence-specific DNA binding; DNA-binding transcription factor activity, RNA polymerase II-specific.